AUGGGUUCGGCUCCCGCAACCGCCGCCGCCGCCUUCCCCACCUCCCCCGACGUCGCCAUCGCCGGCGCGCUGCUCUUCCUCGCCGACUCCUCGACCGCGCCGCCUCUCCCCACCCUCAGCGACGAGCUCUCGUCCUACUCGGCCUCCUCCUCCCACUCGGCCACCUCGGCGAGGUCGUGCGUGUCCGACUCCGCGCGGCGCAUCGACCCCCUCCGCGCGCUCGCCGUCGUCGCGUCCCUCCGCCGCAUCGACCCGAAGGUGCUGGAGAAGGCGACCAGCAAGCUGUUCCUGGGCGAGGCGCCGAGGAAGCGGAAGGGCGUGUGGAUCCAGAUCAGCGACGACGAGGACGAGAGGGGCAGCGCGGUGGCCAGCGAGGGGAGCGCCAUCACGGCCGCCACGUCAGCCGCGUCCGCCGGAUCCACGGCCACGUCGGGGAGAUGCAGGCGGCCUCCGCGGGCGAGUGGCGCGGGCGGGUACCUGACGGAGCGAGCGGACGCGAUCAUGGAGUGGCUCUCGCGGCCGAAGGCGGUGCCGGCAACAGAGGCGGCCAUCCGCGCGGCUGUCGGCGACAACGCGAAAACCAGCAAGGCUAUGCGCUGGCUGCUGAAGCAGGAGAGAUUGCGUCGUGCAGGCACCGGUGGCCGUUUUGAUCCGUAUGUGUACAUGGUUGCAGGCUGACCUGGUGAGGAUAACUUAGUUGUGUUAUAGCCAUGGAGUUUGCGCAUGUAGAGCUAUUGGUCUAUGGGAGAGGCCAAGUCAACCUCUGACGGUGCUUAGUAAUUUCUACUACUGUUGUUUAAUUGCUCCAGUUUUCCCUAGCUUUCCUGCAUAUAUGAGGAUAGGAUAUAAAGUCUAGGUUUUCAUGUUAACAAUAGCUUGCAAAGUAAUGGCGAUAAGCUCUUUGAUAGAAAGAUAAAAUGAUAGUCAUAGAUAGCAGUUCUAUAGUAAUGCAGUCAUUAUUCAUAUAUGUUGAAUCAGUUACUUGGAAAAAUAAAGAGAAGGAACAGGUACAGUCGAAUACGUUGAGUUC
Lolium rigidum is the source of this 1030-nucleotide messenger RNA. RefSeq lists its product as uncharacterized. The transcript has 5 exons. The record is from RefSeq and is a predicted model, not a curated record. Bases 1 to 678 code for a protein of 225 amino acids. Lineage: Eukaryota; Viridiplantae; Streptophyta; Magnoliopsida; Poales; Poaceae.